AUGAAGCCCGGAGCCUUUGUUGCCUACCCUGUCGCUACCAUCUGUCUGAUCCUCGCCUGCUCAGCAGAGUCCCGGCCCUUCGACAGCAUUGUCAAGUCAUUCAACGUCCUCAGCGAACAGUCGCCGCUUCGAGAAUACAUUAUGGCCAAGCCCGAGGGCCAAGUGUCAGCUGGCGUCAUCAUCUCAGAUGUCAUAGGGAAGACACAGAACAUUGCCAUCUUCAGCGGUCUCACGCGGGACAUCGAUGCGGUAUCUGGUCGUCUAGACGAUGCGGCGUCCAAUGCUACGGUGCUGGCGCCAGACAACAGCAUUAUGCGGGACCUGAAGAGGAAGCCAUGGGAAGAUCCCGAGGAUUACAAGUCAUUCGGCGAGAACGCGUAUGGUGGGAGCAGCGGAGAAGAUCGCGCGCGCAAAAACCUUGAGCGCUUCGUACAGAGGCACAUUGUGCCGGAGAGCCCAUGGGAAGAGGGCAAGAAAGUCAAGACUCUUGCUGGCAACGAAAUUUGGUGGGAAAGUAAAGACGGCCAGAAAAAGAUCCAGCCUGGCGAUGUCGAAGUCACGAGCAUAGCUGACAAGGUCGCCAACGGCGAGAUCUGGAUUCUUGGUGGCUCUCUGCAUACAUUACGACCGGAAUCAUCCAACAUGACGUUCGAACCCAGCGAUCUAGCCGUCUGCGAGACGUGCGGAACUCAAUACGAUGUCCCGCUCUCUGAACAUCCAAUUACGUGUCGCGUAUGCGAUGAUCCCCGCCAAUACGUUCCCGCAUCAGGCCAAUCCUGGACCUCGCUCCACAAAGAAAAAGACCUCCAGAAGAACACUUUUGAGACCGACGAGCAUGACUCGCGGAUCCACUAUAUCACCACCAGACCGCUCACACCCGCCGAGCUACCACCAGGCCUCUCAGAUUCAACUACUUCUCGAAAGCAACUCGGUAUAGGCGAGCGCGCAAUCCUACUGCAAACUUCUUCCGGAAACGUGCUCUGGGAUCUCAUCGCGUUCAUCGACCAAGCGACCAUUGACUUCAUUAAUCAGAGAGGCGGAUUGAAAGCCAUAGUGAUUUCGCACCCCCACUUUUACACCACGCAUCUUGAGUGGGCCGAGAUCUUCAACUGCCCUGUGUUCGUAAAUAAGGAUGACUCGGAGUGGCUGAAUCGCGAGGAUAAAGCGGGGUGCAGGAAAUCAGUUCAGGGCGUGACGGAGAUUGGCGAAGUGAACGGGGAGGUCAAGUUCAUUCAAGCCGGGGGCCAUUUCGAUGGGAGUUCGUUCCUGCUGUGGGAGAAGAAGUUGUUCAUUGCUGAUACGAUGAUGAGUGUGCCUUCCGGAUUCAUCAACGCCCACCGCGUCCCAGACACAGUCUCCUUUUCUUUCAUGUGGUCGUACCCUAAUAUGGUGCCGCUGCCUCCCACGAAAGUCCAUGGUAUAUGGAAGGCGCUCAAGCCGUUUGAGUUCGAUAGCACGUACGGAGGAUUUCCGGGCCAGUAUUUGACCAGGCCGGAUCUAAAGGCACAGGUGUUGGAGAGUAUGAAGUUAUUUUUGAAAGGCGCGGGACAUGAGAAGGCAGGCGUUUAUGAGGAGACGCUGUGA
This is a messenger RNA of Cucurbitaria berberidis CBS 394.84, 1584 nucleotides long. RefSeq lists its product as uncharacterized. The record is from RefSeq and is a predicted model, not a curated record. NCBI's taxonomy places the organism in Eukaryota, Fungi, Ascomycota, Dothideomycetes, Pleosporales, Cucurbitariaceae. The transcript is spliced from 5 exons. Bases 1 to 1584 code for a protein of 527 amino acids.